AUGUCUGUCCAAGAUACUAAAGCGGUAGAGUUUUCUAUGGGUCACAUCAGAUCAUCCUCUGUAUCCCUGGUAGCAGAGGCUACUUCAAACACGAAUAGUGAAGACAAAUUAUCUAAGGUCCAACUCUACGAAGAUUUGUGCCGGUACGAGGAUACAUUGAGUAAGUUGGUGGAAUCUGUAGAUCGUUUCAAACCAAACCUUGAUAUUGCCAAGGAUUUGAUCAGAACUGAUGAGGCCUUGUUUGAAAACGUCAAACUGUUAGCUGAAUAUGACAAUAUCUACCGCAACUUACAGAAGAUUGACAAAGACUCUGAAGAACUAGAUUCUAAAACCAGGAAGAUAUUGGAAAUUCUAAAUGAAUGUCAUGACGAGUUAAAAGCACUACCGAUGCUUGAACAAGUAGAGUUCGAGAAAAACACAAUUUUACAGCAAAGAUCGAAAAUCAAUUCGACAGAGUUGUUGGAUUAUGCCACCAAACUCUCCAAGUUUACCAAAAUACCACCAACGUUCGACAAGGGAGCUGUGGGACCCAACAAUUUUAUAUGGCCCGCAGAGGAUGCCCUACGAAGAGGAAUGCUUGCUAUGGCCUCAUUACAUAGUAAAGAGCUAACUAGAAUACCCGGUGAAGAAGUAGAAGAAACAGAAGUACCGACCGUACCGCCAUCUCAAAGUGAAGAACAAAAAGGGCAGAUGGCCAAGAAAGAAGGUACACCAAAGACAGACUCGUUUAUAUUUGAUGGUACUGCUAAAGAAGUUGGUGAUGAGGCAGACAAUACCAAAGAUAAAGAAAAGGAAGAAAAUAAUGAUGAUGCCCUAGAUCUUGAUCUUGAUCUGUUUGAUCCGGACGACUUCUAG
Saccharomyces cerevisiae S288C is the source of this 855-nucleotide messenger RNA. RefSeq names its product Med4p (gene MED4). The record is from RefSeq and is marked reviewed. Bases 1 to 855 code for a protein of 284 amino acids. The transcript has a single exon. Gene Ontology annotation, molecular function: transcription coregulator activity. Gene Ontology annotation, biological process: regulation of transcription by RNA polymerase II. Gene Ontology annotation, cellular component: nucleus; mediator complex. Lineage: Eukaryota; Fungi; Ascomycota; Saccharomycetes; Saccharomycetales; Saccharomycetaceae.